AGUAGUGGUGUGUUUGUCAACUUUCUACAAACGCAACAGUGUAUGUGAGUGAGUGUAAAAUCAUUACGAUGUUGGGCUCCUGACAAUCGGCUCGAACUAACUUGAUUGUGUCAUAAAUAUUAUAUUGGAUAAACGACGAACAAACAGAAAAUUCGGGAUCGACACCGCUUUGAUCAGGCACGGAGAAGGGCGAGAAAGUACCAUGGAACUAUGCAGAAGUCCGUAGUUCUUAGAGCAGCCUGGUUCCUGCUGGUGUUCAAAUGCUGUGUAUGUGUUGCUGGGGCUAAUACACCGCCCCGAUUCGCUUUAGUGGGCGUCAGUGAAAUUGUGGUCCGAGUAAAGGAAGGGCCGGAAAGUGUUGGAACACUGCUCUAUCAGCUCACUGGUGAAGACCUAGACGGAGACACCCUUAUCUUUGGAGUCCAGGGUCCAGUGGGUCAAGAGAUCCUCAAGGUUGAGAAAACUGGACCUAAGCAGGCAGAUGUUUUUCUAAAUAAAGAGCUGGACAGGGAGAUGCGAGAUUCGUACUCGUUGCUUCUUACACUAACGGAUGGCAGACUCGGUGAAGGACAAUAUAUUACGCAGCCUAUGUUAAUAAUUGUGGAAGACAUCAACGACAACGAACCUAUCUUUAAAAGCUACUCUUCAAGCCUCUCUAUUCGCGAGGAUGCAACUCCAGGAGUCAUAGAAACUGUUGAAGCUACAGACAGAGACCAGGGUCCUUUUGGACAAGUAAUAUAUCAGUUACAGAACACAGACAGUGACGUCACUGACACAUUUGCCAUUCAAACCUCCAACGGUCAAGGUGUUAUCAGUCUUGUUGGAAAGUUGGACUACGAGAGAAAAUCACUGUAUCAGUUGAGAGUUUUAGCCGUCGAUCGAGCUAACUCAGGCAGACGGAACACAGCAACAGCCGCCAUAUUGGUUAAAGUCGAAGACGUUGAAGACCAACCUCCUGUGUUUACAAUUGUUCCUCCAAUCACUCGCAUUCCAGAAGACCUUCCAUUGGGUUCCUCAGUGCUCACUGUAAAAGCUGUGGAUGGAGACAGAGGAAUCAACAAUGAUGUUAAAUACAGGAUCAACAAAGGUGGGAAUGGCCUCUUCCUUAUGGACCGUGAUAGUGGGGUGGUAAUCGUGAAAGAACCGUUGGAUAGAGAAAGCGUCGAUAACAUCGAUAACAGAAACGGGGCAUUUAUCUUGGAGAUCGAGGCGAUUGAGGACGCUCCUUUCGUUUACCCUCCACCAAGCGUAAUAACCGAGGUUACCAUUAUCCUCACUGAUGUAAAUGAUGAAACUCCAACGUUUCGCAGUAAAAGUUAUAUUGCCGAAGUCAACGAAAAUGCACAGGCCAGUGUUCCAGUUAGUUUUAUAGGAAACAGUGUCCCAGAGGUGUUUGAUCACGAUCAGGGAACCAAUGGAACUUUCCAGUUAUUUCUGGAAGAUGAUAAUGAGGUAUUUGAUGUUACACCAUCAGAGGGCGUAAAUGAAGUGUCGUUUUUAAUACGAGUCAAGCGGCCAACAGCUUUAGACUAUGAAAGAGUAAAAGUUAUGAAUUUCAAGGUAAUAGCUAGAGAAACUGUUUUUGUGUCGCCGAAAUCCAGUAGUGCUGACGUCACCAUCUACAUCCGGGACACGAACGACAACUUUCCAGAAUUCUCGAAAGAUCUAUAUCGAGGUUCUAUUCCAGAAAAUGCUCAAAAAGGAACCACUGUUGCUGUCAUCAAGGCGGAAGACCGAGACUCUGGUGAUUUUGGAACUACAGGAAUCAGGUUUACUGAGCUCAGAGGACAAAUAGCUGACAAGUUAAACCUAGACCCUGUCACAGGAGUAAUAACCGUCAAAACGUCAGAGCACGGAUUCGACCGCGAAACUACAUCACAAUAUUACGUCACAGUGGAGGCACGAGAUAAUAAUGGCAAAGGAAACCGCAAUUCGGUGCAGCUGCAGAUACUACUUGAAGAUGUGAACGAUAAUGUUCCUCGUUUCUUGUUGCCGCGCUACGAAGCUCGAAUCAACGAAAACGAGGCUAACUUCCUCAGUCCUCUUGUUGUACAGGCUCGAGACGAUGAUUUGAAUGGAACUAAGAACAGUGAGGUUCGAUAUCAAAUUAUCCGCGGUGAUCAAGAAAACAACUUUUCUAUCGAUUCUGUCAGCGGUGAAAUCAAACCUCGGACUCCUCUGGACUUCGAGAAAAUCGCACAAGGGAAAGGAGAUAUUCGUACUUUCACUCUUACUGUUCAAGCGUAUGAUUUAGGCUUACCUUCUCUACAUAGUGACGUUUCUGUUGUUAUAUACGUUCAGGACAAGAAUGACUUUUCGCCAGUUUUUCAACAUUCUUUUUACACAAAAUCCAUCCCAGAGGACACGACAGAAAACACUCCAGUUGUUCAGGUUUUGGCCUUCGACGGGGAUCAUUCUCCUUCCAAUAGCCGAGUGGUAUAUCGAAUUCAGUCAGGAGCCCAGGACAAGUUUGUGAUUGAUGCCAACUCUGGAGUCAUCUCUGUGGCCCAGGGUGCCAACUUAGAUCCGGACAGAACUAGUCCAAAGACCUCCUCCUACACUCUACAAGUUGUAGCACUAGAUGGUGGGAUUGGAGAAGACCAAAGGCAAGCAGUUGUGCUGGUCAACAUCAGCAUCACUGACGUCAACAACAAGGCGCCUACAUUGACCGUGCCCGAAACGCUUAGGAUUCUGGAAGAUGCACCUCUUGGCUAUCACGUGACCAAAGUCGUGGCGAGUGACCUAGACGAUCGGCCAGUAUUGAGAUACUCUUUUGACUAUUCUCACAGUGAAGCAACGAGCGAAGACGGGGCGUUGGUCACUUCUUCAGAGUAUGAUAUUACGGGAAUAUUUGAUAUUAACAGCGUUGACGGGUCAGUGAAGGUGGUGAAAAAGUUAGACAGGGAAAAAGUGGAGACUAUUAAGUUACUGGUGAGAGUGGAGGACCUAGCAGCGGUGACCCCUGGUCAAACUGCUACAGCAACACUAACUGUGGUUGUUGAAGACAUUAACGACAACAAGCCAGUGUUCACCAAACCGUUCUAUAAGCAAGCCGUUACAGAAAACGCCAAGAUCGGCUCACCUAUUGUGACAGUUGUUGCCACAGAUGCUGACAAGAAUAGAACAAUUAGUUACUCGCUAGAGGGCAGACCGGAAGUUUCGGGCCUAAUUUCUAUAAACAACAAAACAGACGCCGAUUUUCUGUGGGUACAUCCAGAAAAAGGUGAGGUUGUCGUCAACCAAAAGAUUGACAGAGAACAGUUUUCAUGGUUGAACUUAACGGUUCGUGCUACUGACAACGGAGUUCCGCCGCUAUCUGAGACAGCAAGUUUGUUCCUGCAAGUGUUGGACGAUAAUGACAAUAAUCCUAUUUUUGUUGAUGGUCCCUCUCAGUUUAUCAUUCCUGAAGAUGCCGCUGUGGGCCAGCUAGUGGCGUCCGUGCAGGCCACGGAUGCUGAUACUGGAGAAUAUGGUAAAGUGACUUACACCUGGGAUCCUUCAGGUGGCGACGGAAAGUUUAGAAUAGACAGGGAUACAGGACAAAUUAUCGUUGCUGAACCAUUGGACAGGGAGAAAAAAGAGAUUUAUAACUUAAUUGUCCAAGCUUGGGACAAUUACGAAUAUGGAUUUGUUACCGGAGAAAGUAGAAAGGCAUUUCGAAAGAUAUCCAUACGCGUGACGGAUGUCAAUGACGAAACACCACAGUUCAUACCUCAACAAACUAAACGGCUGUUUGAUAUCGAGCCCAUGAAGGACAACACUGCCCGGGUAGUUAGCCGUACAUCUCUUCGAAUGAAGACCGGAAACUUCACCCUGCUACUUAGAGCUCAGGACCAUGGAGAUCCUCCUCGUGCCUCGACAGAGAAAUUUCAAGUUUGUGUUAAGGACGUGAAUGACCAUAGCCCAGUGUUCUUCCGACCCCUGAAGAAUUUUACAGUCCGCGUACCUGAGAAUGCGACAAUUGGAACUACCAUAACAGAAGUUAAGGCUACCGAUGAGGACGAAGGAAUAAAUGGGGAAGUAAGAUACCGAUUGAAAAAACUGCCCAAUGGUCACUGGAAGACAUUUCAGAUCAGCGAGAAAAGUGGUAUUAUGACUCUAAGACAAGAACUGGAUCGUGAGACUCAACGAAUAUACGAGUUACGUGUCGAGGCCUUUGACAUGGGAGAACCAACGUCUCUGUCCACGGAUUUGGAUCUGAAAGUUUAUGUUACAGAUGUGAAUGAUUAUGCCCCAGAAUUCACACAAGACAUUGACCAUGUGACUUUUACCGAAAAUUUGCCAGCAGGUCAGGAAAAAUUCAAACUGACUGCAACAAUUGACAAAGACGAUGACGAUGGUGUUUCUAAACCAAUACCAUGUUAUUUCAUUGUAGGUGGUAAUGAAAAUGGCAACUUCCGGUUGGACAUCUUUACUCAUGAACUGUCCACCACCAAGACUUUAGACAGAGAAGAGCGUUCCAACUAUAGCCUCAUAGUUCAAGCAUCAGAUGACUGUUUCCAUGUGCCACCAACCAUUUCUCAUUUUGACCCUCGAGACAAUUCAUUGUUACAGGUUCAAGUGAAUGUUAAAGAUGUGAAUGACAACCCUCCUUACUUCAUUAGUCCUGUAUUUACUGGGGGAUUAACUACAGAGAUGGACUUUAAUACUGUAAUUUUGAGGGUUAAGGCAGUAGAUGCAGAUAUUGGUAUACAUAGUGUAGUACACUACUACAUAUUGGGGAAAAUCCAGCUGACACUGUCUGAGGGACUAGAAUCCAUCAAAGGUCCUCCAUUUCUCCUCAACCAAAAAACUGGAGAAAUCGUUUUGAACUUUGACCCUCAGAGAGGAAUGAAGGGCUACUUUGACUUUCAGGUGAAGGUGAACGACACUGAUGGAUUAUCUGAUACUGCAAGGGUUUUUAUUUACUUACUGAGAGAGGACCAGAAAGUUCGGUUUGUGCUGCGGUUAACGCCAGAAGAAAUUAGGGAGAGGCUAGAGAGAUUCAGAGAAGUCUUGGCUAACAUAACGGGAGCCAUUGUUAAUGUUGAUGAAUACAAGUUUCACGAAAACCAAGAUGGUUCUGUAGACAAAAAGAAGAGUGACUUGUACCUUCAUUUUGUGAAUAAAGAAGAUAAUACCAUAAUGGAAGUCACUACUGUCUUAUCGCUUAUUGACAAAAACAUUGAAUUUUUGGACGAGCUUUUCAAGGAGUUUAAUGUGUUGUAUAGUGAGCCCUCUCAACAAGCCAUCCUUCUUGAUGGUGUGGAUGACCAGGUGCGGGUAUGGUUGAUAGGAUUAGCUGUCUUCUUGGCUAUAAUGCUGGUGUUAGUAAUCUCCUUGUGUCUAAUCCAGCGUAGUAGAUACGAGAGACAACUCAAAGCAGCAACUGCGACAGCAUUUGGAUCUCAAGAAUCAACUAUCAACCGUAUCAACAUUCCCAACACAAACCAACACUCAGUUGAAGGAUCAAAUCCCAUUUGGGUACACGCAGCAUACGACAAUGAUUGGUACAAGGAUGAUGAGAAUCUUAGUCAUAGAUCCUUGGAUGAUUCACUUGACGAAAACGCCGUUGAAUCACCUCCUGAUACGUCAAGCAGUGGCUCCCCCUUUAGACCCACUCUGGGACGAGGAUUUGGAAAUCCGGGUUUGCGAGGGCACAUUUAUGCACGUCCAACGAAACCAUCUCGCCCUACUCCUCAGAAUAUCACUGUACCAGAACCAUCAGACGCAUCAUCUGGUCAGGCGUCAGAUACAACAGCUGACAGUCAAGAACAGAACAACUUGAACAGGACGCACCGGGAGGACAGAUUCCGGAAACACGUCACUCUUCUUCCUUCCAGCUUGGAAACAUCAGAAUUAUAGGUUAAAAAGACUAAAACUAAAACAAACCAGUAUUUGUGUAGAAACUGGUUUUCUUGAUUAUCAUACGUGUAUAACAACAACAAAUACAAUCACUCGUGCUCACCACUAGAAACGUAGGUAGUGAAUUUGGUGUUAAAGAGAAGCACGUGAGAGGGAGCUUCAAUUUUAAAUGGACCUAGAGCAUGUUUAUUGUAAUAAAUGUACAGCUAAAGGAUCAGGUUUCAGGUGCUCUGCCGUAUUGAGCUGAAGGCGGUAUAUUUUAAAUUAAUGACGUCAUAAGAGUUUCAAUUAUACGUUGUUUGGGUUGACGAAUAUAUAUAUAUAUGGGAUUUAUGCAUUGUACCGUCCCCUAUAUUUCAUGUUUUCAUACAGCAAUCCGUGCAGUCAAGAGUUUCUGAUAAUUUACUAUUUUGUAUGAACUUUUACAAAAGUAAUUUUUGAUAAUUCUACUUUUACUACAUUGAAAGCCGAAUAUUGACUUUAGCUCUCCUUUCGCGAUAAAGAGAUGAAACGUUUCGUCCUUUGCCAUACGCCCAGCGACCUCUAGUGGACGAACUAUUAAAAAAUAUCAUGUACCUGAUCAGUCCUGAAAUUAGUGUACAAUGAAAAUGUAAUACACGACUUUGUCAGCGCAUGAUUAAGCAAGCAUAGCUUUUGCACAAACUUCUAAACUAAGCUGCAACAAUUUAAAUAUUUGGUCAUGUGUUUGAAUAAUCAACAUAUUUAAUCCAAGUUUUCAUGAGAUGUCGAUUGUCAGGACGUCUGUCAUGUCUAGAUUAAUUACAAUUAAAUUUGAAACUUUAUAAUAAUUUCCUCGUGAAAGCUUGCCUUCCUUUACGUGAAGUUUUUAUUCUGGUGCUGAAUGUAUGAUAAAAAAUAUUUCACAAAUUCGUUUGUCGCGCCAGUAGCUUACGUACGUCGUAAACUUCUAUUAAAGUUUUCAAAACACUGCCACGCAUCUAGCGAGAAAAACAAACGUAAAAACUAGAGUUUUUAAGUCCAAAAUUGAUCUCUAAAAAAAUAUAAAUAACCCAUAUCACGUGCACAGUUAUUCAGUAGUAGUAAUUUGUUUUAGUGAAAUAAAAAUUAAACUAAUCUUUAUUAAUUAAAAGAGAUAUCCAUACGUGUCUCCAGGAUAAUACCGUUAAUACAAUUUGUAUACGAAUGCUGGAAAGAAUCUAACAUAAAAAAAAAAUCACGAAAUAAAAUACCUGUAAAAUAUUAAAAGGAAAGGUAACGAAAUUCGUUAGUAUUCUCAAUAUUUUUCGUCACUUUACAGCUCAGUUAUUAAAAGUCGUUAUUCUAAUAUAACGUAUUACGUUAUCCGUACUACGAGGAGUGAAAAAAAACAUUUAUAAAAUACCCGGCAUUAGGAAACGUAGUAUAAUUUUAUUCAAUAGAAAGCUGGAUAAAGCUCGCAACUUCGAUUUUUGUCCCCCCCCCCCCAGAAUAACCCUACGUUUUCCUGUUAUUUUCUUUACGAACACUUUUGUAUACAAAUAUAUUAAGGUUAACUUUAAAAAAAAGUGUUAUUUUUUUAAUUAAAUAAUAAUUAUAAAAAGCUAAGCUUUUGUUUUUAGUAAAUAUUUUGCUAAAAUGACAAUUUGUAUAAAUGAUAGGGUUAGGCCGUUUGAAAUAACACGAAAAAUGAACUGUAAGGAAAUUGACAUGCGCGAAAACGUCACGUUACUCCUGUAAUGAGCAGUAGUAAAAUGACAUUUUCAGCGAUCAUGAACCGACAGUUUUUUUUUUUUUGUACACGUCUUCACUUCAUAAUCGAGCAUCACGUUCAUGAAAAAGUGUCAUCUCACUCAGUCUAUUAUUUAAAGCAUUGCAUGUAUUUUAAUUGUACGGACUUUCGGUUCCUCACGUUAUCGUGUAAUAUUUUCGUGGGUUUAUUGAAAUGAACAUAAUAAAAAGGCUUGCCAAUGUU
This is a messenger RNA of Limulus polyphemus (Atlantic horseshoe crab), 7777 nucleotides long. RefSeq names its product cadherin-23-like. Lineage: Eukaryota; Metazoa; Arthropoda; Merostomata; Xiphosura; Limulidae. The coding region runs from base 211 to 5844 and encodes 1877 amino acids. Gene Ontology annotation, molecular function: calcium ion binding; cadherin binding. Gene Ontology annotation, cellular component: plasma membrane; catenin complex. The record is from RefSeq and is a predicted model, not a curated record. Gene Ontology annotation, biological process: homophilic cell-cell adhesion. The transcript is spliced from 38 exons.